AUGAGGAGCUGCUCCAGGGGCACAGCCGUGCCCGUCCUGCUGCUCCUGCUGCUGCUGGGCACCGCGCCCGCCCGCGCCCAGCCCUCCUGCCCGCGCUUCCCCGAGCUCCUGCCCGCCAAGCUCAAAGAGCUCAGGCUCAAGUUUGAGGAAAUUAAGGAUUAUUUUCAAUCCAAAGAUGACGACCUCAGCACCCAACUGCUCAGCUCCGACCUGCUGGAGGAAAUCAAGGGGAGCCUGGGCUGCCAGUCGGUGUCGGAGAUGAUGGAAUUCUACCUGGAGGAGGUGCUGCCCAGAGCCAUGAGGAGCAGCAGCCAGCACCAGCACAGCAUGGGCCACCUGGGCAACCUCCUGCUGAGCCUGAGAGCCAUGAUGAGACGCUGUCACAAAUUCUUCACCUGUGAGGAGAGGAGCAGGAGCAUGGAGCACAUCAAGGAGACCUUCAGCAGGAUGAGCAGGAAUGGAAUCUACAAGGCCAUGGGAGAGUUUGACAUCUUCAUCAACUACAUUGAAAAAUAUUUAACCAUGAAGAGAAGGAACUGAGUCUGCAUUUUCCACACCAAAAUUCACUUUAGGCUGCAAGAGCUCAAAUGAAGUGAUCUCAAGGUUCAGGUUAAGAGUUACAGGUCUAUUACUUCCAGCUUAAUAUUGUAUUUAAGAGCUAUUUUUGUAAUAAUUGAAUUUAUUAUUUAUUACUUCCAAUACCUCAGUGUUGAUGUUUACAGUAUGUUUUGAAGGAAGGAGUGAUGAGCUUGUAAAUUACUAUUUAUUGUUCAAUAUUUUAAUAUUGUUUAUCACAGUGUUAUUUUAUUCAUAGCUUCAAAACAUCCAAAGCAGUGUUUUUCUGGAGGGCAGACAAUGAGCUGAGCUAAUCCUGAGUGAAUUAGGAGCAAGGCCAACUCUCAGUUCAACAAAAUUUAAUUUGAGGCAAAUGAGCCUCUCCUCAUGUCCUAAAUCUCUAUUUAUUUAUGCAAUCAUGGGUUUAUGUUUAGGAGGAGAAAAAUCCACAGCAACAGCUUGGCUGACUCCACUUUAGACUUCAACCUGUAAAUUAGUCCAGACUAAAUUUAAAAAAUUAAUAAUAGGAGUGAAAUGUUUGGUUCUGAUAGAACUUGACUGAAGUAUUGCUCAGUAUCUGCCUCCCAGAGCUGCUGGGUGACCAGCCUGCACUUUGCCAAGUUAACCUCAUGUUUCCCAGCCUCUGAUUGGGUUUUCCUCACGGUUUCACUGCUGUUCAUUUUUCUUUCCCAAGUUAGAGGAUGUUUAAUUAACCACCAUUUUAAGGUGGCUCGGGUGAUUUGCAUUCAAAUCCGUGGGGCUGCUCCCAGAACUGCUGGGAUUGGAGCUGGGAUCCCCAGGAGCAGGGGGAGCAGCUGCAGUGCCCCCCAAAAGUGGCUGAUUUUAGGGCUCAGCUUCCUCCUCACUGGGUGGACCCUGAGCCAGAGGAAAAUGCCACAACCCCCAGAGAGGCUUUUACUUCUAAUAUUUAGAAGUUGAAAGGCCCAGCUGAUGAAACACGGCCAGUUUGGUGUUUGCUGUGCAGGUCCCAGCUGAGGAGAGGUUAUUUAUGUGGGAUUUAUUCUUUGUGGACUUUUCUGGUGGCAGCAGGGGAUUCCUCCUGGAAUUGGAUGUUCCAGAGCAGGGCAGGAAUGCUGCUCCUGCUGAAAGCUCAGGCCCAAGGGCAGCCAAAGACUGUAAAACUUAAAUUAAGCUUCUUGCAAAGCACAUUGAGCUCCUGUUGAGCCAAUUCUGAGCUUGUCUUUCCCUCCAAACACCUUCAAGAAGCAAGGACAGCCCUGGAGCCAAGGACAACACCAGCACAGCUUCUGUCACUGGGUCAGCUUCCACCUGUUUAUCUGAAAUGAUCUGACAAGAAAUCCUUUAUUUUUGCUAAUAAAGA
Serinus canaria (Common canary) is the source of this 1897-nucleotide messenger RNA. RefSeq names its product interleukin 10 (gene IL10). The record is from RefSeq and is a predicted model, not a curated record. Lineage: Eukaryota; Metazoa; Chordata; Aves; Passeriformes; Fringillidae. The transcript has 5 exons. Gene Ontology annotation, molecular function: cytokine activity. Bases 1 to 540 code for a protein of 179 amino acids. Gene Ontology annotation, biological process: immune response. Gene Ontology annotation, cellular component: extracellular region.